AUGGCGGGUGUCGUCGAUGACGCAGAAGAUGAUUACCUGUCCGAAACGCCUGGCAGUUCGCCGACAUCGACAGGAGAAAUAACGAACACAAAACCUCAGACAGCGAAUGAUUCCAGGCAGACUGGCUCUCUAAAGAGACAUUUCUCUACCACAUUCAACAGAAUAUUCAAGGCUAAAUCUUCUUCUAGUAGCUCGAUUGAAAUGGCAGAUGUACAGAUUGAUGUAGAUACAGAAGAUGAUCUAUGUACAGACGAGAGCUCCGAGUCUGACUAUACCACAGACGAAGACGCCAUGACGUCAUGGAAUAGUAUGGAAGGACACACAAACCUUCAGUUCAUGUUUGAUAAUCAGUGCCACCUAGACACUUUACAACCGGAAGUAGUUUUAUCGUUUCCCAGCAACAGCAAGAAAAAGAUCGGUAGCCUUAGUGACGCGAGCGAUGUCUUGUAUAUCGGUGAUGGGAGGAGCCUUGUUGUCGACAUGAUAAGUAAUCAAGUGCUACAUUUCAACAAACGUGGGGUGUCAUCAGUUGCAUAUAGAACCGAGCACAUGAUUGAACCCUGGGCUGUAGCGGUCAACACAGAGGACGUGAUUCACGUCACGUCAAGGAAAAGUAAAUGUGUCACAAGAAUCUUAAAAAAUGGAGAAAUCAAAACUCCAAUUAAAAACAUACGUUUUUCGAAACCAUCUGGCGUCGCUAUUGGUAAAAACGAUAAACUUUUUGUGACCGAUGUAACAUCAAAUGUGCUUACUGCUCACGAAGCUGACGGCACGUUUAUUUCGACUAUUGGCUGUAGUAUGUCACCAUUGCAAAUUCUGGACAAACCUAGAUACGUCACGGUCGCCCCUAACAACGAUAUCAUUGUGUGCGAUUCCGGAAAUCAUUCUCUCAAAGUGUUUGAUUCGGAAGGUAAUUUCGUACAAAAAAUCGGGGAGCGCGGGAAAGGCGAGGGGCAACUUAAAUGCCCGUAUGGAGUAUGCACAGACAUUUUUGGAAACAUUAUUGUUGCGGACCAUUACAAUGACAGAGUUUCGUUUUUUUCAAAGAGCGGACAAUUCAUACGUCACCUUGUGACGUCAAUUGAUAAACUGGUACAUCCGCAAGGUGUAUGCAUAACGUCUAACUUCAGAUUGCUCGUUACACAUGGUGGCCUCAAGGCGAACGAAGUUUUGGUGUAUGACCUGAGGAAUAAUAAGUCGGACACCUCCUCAUUGGAUACAGUAGUGUUAGUUUGA
Molecule: messenger RNA, 1236 nt
Organism: Ylistrum balloti
Lineage: Eukaryota; Metazoa; Mollusca; Bivalvia; Pectinida; Pectinidae
Product: tripartite motif-containing protein 3-like
Exons: 2
Coding region: 1-1236 (411 amino acids)
Biological process (GO): protein polyubiquitination; proteasome-mediated ubiquitin-dependent protein catabolic process; negative regulation of translation
Molecular function (GO): protein binding; ubiquitin protein ligase activity; translation repressor activity
Source: RefSeq, a predicted model, not a curated record